GGACUUCCAGGUGAGAUCAAUGCUUGUGGACGAUGUUUUAGUGGUCCUCCAAUUAUGGGAUACUGCCGGACAAGAAAGGUUUCGCAGUGUGACCAAGCAAUACUUCCGAAAGGCAGAUGGCGUUGUUAUUAUGUAUGACGUGACAUCUGAGAAAACAUUGAUCAGCAUGCGACACUGGAUGGCGAGCAUACAGGAUAGUGUGGGUGCUGGAACAGUGAUAACUCUCAUUGGUAACAAGACGGACUUGGCACAGGAUGACCGGCCUGUCUCUUACAAAGAUGGAGCGCGUCUGGCUGACGAAUAUGGAUACCUAUUCUACGAAACGUCAGUGAAGACAGGAGACAAUGUUAUUGAAUCCAUCACAGGGUUGGCCUUGCUGUUAAAAGACAAGGAGGACAAACAGAUAGAAAGGACGAUGCUAGAUUUGACCACUGUCACGCCGGAAUCUUCUUUACCCUGCUGUAACAAAAGCUGAUGCUGUGACGCCACAAAUGUGCCUCGUGGGACCAGAACGAAUAUUGAUAGAAAUCAGCUUCAGACCUAUCGACUCGUACUUAUGCUCGCGUUCUCACACGCACGCACGCACGCACACGCAAACACGCGCGCGCAUGCACAGGAAUAUAUUACAAGAGGUAGCUAUACGCUUACUGUAAAACAGAGUAGAUUUUGGAACUGUCACGAUUAGCUGCUUUAUAAAUAACACGCAUCGUGAUGCACAUGUACAAAAGAUAACAUACAGCAAGGCGAGAGAACACAUCACCCGCGGUUGCGGCUUCAAAUAAACCUUCAUAUUGUUUUACGCUAAGCUGAUGAAUUUCGAACGUAUUGUUCCAAAUUUCUUAUAUUAGCCCAUGGCAGAUAUGUGUGCAGAUAAAUACACAAACAAACCGAGAAAAUAACCACAAGUAACUUGCAGAACAGUGGCAUAUAAGUCCACACAAAAUCUGAGUUCACAAAUCCGUUGACAGUUUUAUGUAUUACGUUACAGUAUUAAAUUAAUUAACAUAUGUAAGAAGAGUAUGAAUAAAAUGCAUGUAUUUAUAAACAA
Molecule: messenger RNA, 1048 nt
Organism: Priapulus caudatus
Lineage: Eukaryota; Metazoa; Priapulida; Priapulimorpha; Priapulimorphida; Priapulidae
Product: ras and EF-hand domain-containing protein homolog
Exons: 5
Coding region: 20-475 (151 amino acids)
Molecular function (GO): GTP binding; GTPase activity
Source: RefSeq, a predicted model, not a curated record